GCUGCCAUACAUGCAUCCAGUCCUGUCUGAGGUACCUGCUGGCUACUUAACUUAGCUAGCAGCCUUUACCUAUCAGACACUUCUGUUUAGGAAUAACAAAAUGAACGAGAGACAAAAUGAACUAAGUCCGUUUCCCGCUCGAUGUGCAAGUUGCGUGUUAAGGAAAAAAAUGGAGACCAACCAUUUGGUUUUAGUAUUUUAGCUGUUAUUGCGUUUUUGUUGGGUCCAUUUUGCGUGUAAGUGGAAAAGACAAAGAGAAAAGAGCUUUCCAAUAGCUAGGAUGGUUUGGGCCUAAAAAGAAGACGAGAGCAACAUGAACCGUGAGGACCGGAAUGUGCUCCGAAUGAAAGAACGAGAAAGGAGAAAUCAAGAAAUCCAGCAGGGAGGAGGAGGAGAGGCCUUUCCAGCGAAUUCCCCUCUCUUUCCUGAACCCUACAAAGUGUCCAGCAAGGAAGAUAAACUGUCCAGCCGUAUUCAGAGCAUGCUGGGCAAUUACGACGAGAUGAAAGAGCCGAUUGGUGACACACUUCCAAAGCUCGGUGGUAAACCUUCUAACAGCUCGUCUUCCUCUGAGGAGAAAUCAGGUCCACCUUUGUUUGGCGGUGAUCAGCGCGGUGUUGGUAGCGGCGGGAGCAACCAGAGCAAUAAGUGGACUCCUUUAGGCCCCGCUGCUGGUGGAUCUUCAACCCAGUCCCAGAAACGCUCUGGACUAAGCAGCCAGAGGGGAAACGGAGGCAGUAGCGGCAGCAGCAGCAGUAGCCAAAGACACGGAGGGGAGGUGCGCGAAAAGAAGUCAAGUAAACACAGUGGAGGGUCAGAGCACUCAAAGUCACACACAUCGAGUCCGGCUAAGGGCUCCCUCAGCUCCUCAAGCAACAGCAGCCACUUGCGGAGCUCGUUGUCUGCCGAGCAGCAUCACAGCAAAGAGCGAUAUCGUUCCAAGUCCCCACGAGACCGAGAGGCUAACUGGGACUCCCCCUCACGGGUUCACUCCUCCUUCCCCACCGGACAGCACUCGAGUCAGGCAUUUCCCCCGUCUUUAAUGUCCAAACCCGGCUCCAUGCUGCAGAAGCCCACAGCGUACGUACGGCCUAUGGACGGCCAGGAAACGGCAGAACCUAAGAGCUCACAGCCAGAAAGUUACAGCGGACAGUCACACAGCAGCACCAUGGGAGAGAUGAAGUCGAACAGCAAGGCCUCACUUUCCAAACUCAAGAUCCCCUCGCAGCCUGUAGAGGGGUCUGGUGACGCCAACUGUGUGGAUGAAAUUCUGAAGGAAAUGACUCAGUCUUGGCCCCCUCCGCUGACGGCCAUCCACACCCCCUGUAAAACAGAACCCUCCAAGUUUCCAUUCCCCACCAAGGACUCUCACCCUUUUCCAAGUGGACACAAGAGAGGCAGUUCUUCCAAGAGCUCGAGCAGCCACCAGCCCAAAGCUUGCGAUGACCAGCCCACCAUGCUUGAAGAUGACCUGAAACUCAGCAGCAGUGAGGACAGUGAUGGAGAACAGGACUCCGCCAAGAACGCCUCAAGGAACACAUCAGCAAGCAAUAACAGUGAAGGAGCGGAGCAAUCCAGGGACGACUCGAGCAGCCACAGCGGCUCGGAGAGCAGUUCGGGCUCCGACAGCGAGAGUGAAAGCAGCACGACAGACAGUGAAGCCAACGAGCACCCACGGCCUGCCUCUCCUGAACCGGAACAACCCAUGGCCAACAAGUGGCAGCUGGACAACUGGUUUAAGAAGGCCAAGCAGUUCUCACCAGCCUCUCCAGUAGACAAUAAUGUUCCAACUAAGUGCAAGAAAGAGGGCAGGGAUAACGGCUCAGGACGCGGCUACAGCAGCCAGGGAGGGAGUUCAAAAGACUCAGCAACACCCACCCCAAGCAGGGACCUACGGGCGGCACAAAAAGGUGCGGAGGGUGGCCGAGGCAGGCAAAAAUCCCCCGCCCAGAGCGAGGGUGGCACGAAUGCACGAAGGAGCAUUGGUAAGAAACAGCCUAAAAAGUCUGAGAAGCCCCCAGUGGUGGAAGAACCCAAAGGAGGUCUGAGGGUGGAGAGUGAGCCGGCUCCUGAGAUACCUCCUCACCGGCCCAAAGCUGCUACUAAAGGUUCUCGAAAACCAAGUAUCAAAAAGGAACCCAAAUCCUCUCCGAGGCCGACAGCACCCGCUGUCACCAACACUGCAGACAAACGCAAGGCCAAGGCACCCACAAAAACCUCUCAGAAGUCUCGGGAGUUUGUCGAUACGGACUCCUCGUCAUCAGACUCUGAGGGGAAUGAAAGCAUCCCAUCCUCGUCACAGACGCCCAAGUACACAGAGAGUAUAAGGACACCUGUGUGUGUGUUUUCUCCAAUUGAAGAGAAAGAGCUGCUGUCUCCCCUCAGUGACCCAGAAGAGCGAUACCCUGCGAGGCAGCCUCAGCAGCAGGUCCUACUUGUGAAGAUAGAUCUCAGCUUGCUGUCAAGGAUCCCAGGGCGGCCCUACAAGGAGCCUGUGGAGAUAAAAGUGGAGAGGGAUGACUCUCUAGACAGGGACAGUAAAGACUUCAGCAAGCAGAGCUCUGAAAAGAGUUCUAGUAAGGCCAAGAGGAAACACAAGAAUGACGAAGAAGGAACGAAGCCAGAGAGCAAGCGGAGCAAGCUAGAGGAGAAGUCCCUGUCUCAUCACAAAAACAGCAGUAAAGAGUCUAAGAGGUCUUUGGAGAAAAAAGAGGAGCCAGUUCCCUCUCCCUCCAUGUCAGGUCUUCAGCGGACGCCCAAGGCAGAGCACCCGAGCAGAAAGAGAACGGUCAGCCAGUCCUCCACCUCUUUGUCCAGUGGGACAGGCAGUGGGAAGGAGGGAAGCCACAGCACCAAGAGCAACUCCACCUCCAAGCACAGAAAAGGAGAGGACAAGGGACGCAGCACACGGGACGGAAAGGAGAAAUCCUCAAAGGGCUGUGAUAACCAGCUGGCCGUGCCUCCACUCUCCACCGACGGCUCCAAGUCUCAGAGAUCCAAGCUGGUGUUUGAGGACAGGGUCCAUUCAGCAGAUCACUACUUACAAGAGGCCAAGAAACUUAAACACAACGCAGAUGCACUGUUGGAUCGUUUUGAUAAGGCGGUUUACUACCUGGACGCUGUGGUGUCUUUCGUUGAAUGUGGGAAUGCUCUGGAGAAGAGCGCCCAAGAGUCCAAGUCUCCCUUCCCCAUGUACGCAGAAACAGUGGAACUUAUCAAAUACACUAUGAAGUUAAAAAGCUACAUGGCUCCAGAUGCUACAUCAGCAGACAAGAGGCUAGCUGUGCUUUGCCUACGAUGCCAGUCCCUCCUCUACCUGCGGUUAUUCAAGCUGAGGAAAGACAGCGCACUAAAGUACUCCAAAACACUCACUGAACACUUAAAGAAUUCCCUGAGUAACACCCAGGCUCCCUCUCCUGGAAUGGGAAACAAGGCAGCAGGAAUGCCGUCUCCAGUGUCUCCCAAGUUGUCACCAGGCACUGCCGGUGGCUACUCGACGGUAAGCAGCACUAGCAGCGCCAGUUCGUCUGUAACCAUACCUCAGCGUAUCCAUCAGAUGGCCGCCAGCUACGUCCAGGUCACCUCCAACUUUCUGUAUGCCACCGAGGUCUGGGACCAGGCGGAGCAGAUCUCAAAGGAGCAGAAAGAGUUCUUCUUGGAGCUGGACAAGGUGAUGGGUCCUCUGAUCUUCAACACCAGCAGCAUGACAGAACUGGUGCGUUACACGCGGCAGGGCCUCCACUGGCUGCGCCUGGACGCUAAGCAAAUUCCCUAGCAAGGACUCGUUCCCUGCACGCUGCUUCCACACCCACACCUCAGCCUCCUGUGUUCAGCUACGUGUGGCCAAAGGACACACACACACGCAUGCUCACAGACACACACAUAAUAUACACUCAUGUACUGUACACAUUCACAGACAAAGUCCACCUCUGGUCCUCCUUGCACACGCAAAACACACAUGUGAUGGACCUCUCAGACAUAUCUCCAACACUGUGUCCAUUUCCUACACCAGCUUGCCAAAAACACUGAGCAACCUCGGCCAUCUCAACACCGUCGACAGCACCACACAGGGAGAAGCAUCCAAACUGCAGCAACAGGAACAAAAAGAACUUCUCGCCAUGCUUCAUGUAUCGGCAUUCUUAUGAUAUCUCUGAAGGCCAUGUUUUUAUCGAUUCAGCAUGGAAGCGCUGGCUGAAUUAUUUAUGAAUAUGCGUACAAUUGGGUUUGGUUUAAGGCUACUUUGGUUUUUUUGUAUCUUUCUGUUUGACUUUGUUUCACCAAAGUACCUCCCAUGAACACCAAAGGUGCUUUAAAAAUGAAGGUUUCUCUUUAUCAUUUUUGUGCCUUGUAUGUGAGCUACAGGAAAACAAACAGCCACCCCUCAUUCAAGUACAUUACUUUUUAUUCUUCCUCUUUUUCUCCUGCUACGAGUCAUAUAAUAUAUUUUUUUAAAAUUGAGUUAAUGAAAGCUGGCAUCAAUCACGUUUUUUAUUGCAGUCUUUCAAUUUUGAAGUUGGGUCCUGUCCAAGUGUUUGACAUUUAGGAGAAGAGAUGGCGUUGGCAGCAGAUGAAACUACCACCCUGACUUAUAUUUCCCUCAGAGUCUCCUGGUGCAUACGCCUUAUUAUGGAGCAUGGCCACAAGAGUUUAGGACUGUAGGAAAGGAUGACUGUGUGCAGCGGAUAAGAACUUCUAACACACUCUUAUUUAUACAUUUUUUUUUAAAUCAGUUAUUAGUUUUUAACAGUGUAACUUAAUUCCCCAGGAUCAUGAACUUCUUUUAGCCCUGCUAGACUAUUUUAUGCUGGUCUUGUUUGAUGUAAGGAGUAGCAUGACCUCUAGGGGCUGCUAUUGGGGGCUUUUAGAGUCUUGGCCUUAAUAAAAUUGAUCACAUAAAUGUUCUCUCUUAGAGAUUUUUCCUCUGAAGCUCCAAAUUUUACUCCUCUGUCAAUGUUUUUGUUAUGUUACGCUUGUAGCAACAUUGUUCAUUGACAAAUGUCCUCAUGGAUGAGUCACUUCCAGACAGUGUUUUUCUCAUUUUGAGCCCCCUUGUUAGCUCAGAGUGUAUUUUUCUAAGGAUCAACAGGGAGUGUCUUAGUAUUAAAAAUCAUUUCCACACAUACAAUGCAGUUACUUAACAAUGCAGUUUAUCAAAUCUGGGCUUGAGGAGGAGGAGGAGGGUAACACAUUUGGCAGAGCAGCAGCAGCAGCGAAAACAUUUCUGACAGGUAAGAAGUUGAGUGAUACAGGUUAGCAGUGUUUAGAACAGAGUUUUAAAGAUAAUUAUAUAUUUCAAAGGUAAAGUAUAAUGGCCAAUAUAGAUUUUAUUUAUAUACCAAGCAGUUGUUUUUUUUUCUUCUUUUGUCCAAACAGAAGUAUAAUUUUACAAAUGCAUACUUUUAAAACAGGGUUGAACAUGGGUUUUAAGAUGCAAAGUAUUUGUGUAUGAAAUUGUUCCUAUUUAAAUUUGUCAUUUGAAUCAUGCUUGUAUCACAAAAAGGUAGAUAAGUCAUGCCUCAGCUAGUGGUUGCAAAUGUGGUACUACAGGCAAGGUAAAGUAACUAAGUAAUGCCUGCUGUCAAGAUGUGAACAUAUAUUUAAAAUUGGGAGUCGUUAUCGAGCGAACUGUAGAUGACUGGUUAGGAAAAUAAACACUAACAUGACCACAGAUUAAAAUAGACUAUCAGCUGUUUGGUUAAUGACAUGAAGGACUGUAUUUCUUUCUUUUUUUCACACUUACAAAACAUGCUGGAAUGAAUGAAGCCUGGUUCAAACAGUAUCCAAAACAACAUUUGUUGAUUUAAUGAUUGGAAAAUGUGGACAAUAAGAAAGUGCCAGAAAGUUCAGAGAUGUGUGUUGGCACUUUUCUUAUAUUUACAUAAACAAACUUGAUGUAUUUUUUGAGUUUGCACCUCAUAUUGCACCUUUUAACAUCUUAUGACAACAAAUCACAAAAAAAUCUUAAAAUUUAUUACUUUUUUUUUUUUACCUUCACUGGCUCCCUGGCCUUUAUUGUAGAAGGGGAAACUGUUAUUUUCUCUUUCACUUGGAAAAGAGAAAGUCGGAGGAGGUAUUAUUUUAAUCUAUGCAGGAUUUUUACAAACAAAUAAUAAUUUUAGGCUUGGGAUGUUUUACUCCACUCUUUUUUUUUCCUUUUUUUUCCCCGCCUCAGUGAGAAACCUGUUUAACUCAAGUGUCCAAUGCCUUUAGCUUUUGCAAUUUUUGUGUACCGGUUUAGUAUAUAUAUAUAUAUAUAUAUAUAUAAAUAUGUAUAUAGAUCUGUUUUUAUAACCAAACAAAGAUGGCUUGAGCCAUUUUGUACUUAAAGCUGGAGGCCACUUUUCUCAUAGGAAUUCCUCUUUGGGUUUUGCCAGCCCAGUCAAUGUCUUCAUACACUGGUACACUUUGUAAGUACAGGUCGGCGCCUUGUGGUCCCUACACUAUCUUGUAGUCAAAUGUAAAACAUUUAGCGUUAGAAUGAUUUUGAACAGUUUGCUACUCACACUUAUUUAUUUUUCUGCCCCUUUUCUUUUUUUUUUCUUCUUUUUUGCCGCAGAACCAUUUCCUGAAAUAGGAAGCUGUAAAUGUAUGGGGGUUGUUCAUGAUGAGAUUUCAUUGUAAGUAGUAAUUAAUAUUAAUUCUAACUUGAACAAAUCCAGGGUAAGAUGAGUUAUUUUUUUCUCUUUUUGACAUUAAGUAGGAAGAUGUUAACACUUGCAUGUUUCUAUUUAAAUACAAAUGUAUAAAUUGUAAAUAUAACAUUUCUUUAAGGGUGAAUUUCUACUACAGGUUGACAUUUUUAUUGAAAUUUAAAAAUGCUGUAAAUACAUUUUGUGAGAUACUUUAUGCACAUUUUUUUUUUUUUCUCUCUGGGCUUUCGUGUUUCUCUUCUUUUUCUUCUUCCAAGCUGUUACAGAUGACAUCCCAGUCUCUUAACACUGUAUAUCAGAUUGAUUUCUCUCGUCUUUUUCUUACUGUGCUCGUAAACUUUGUCUUCUGCUUCACUUUCUUUCAGUUUCAUGGUCGCCACAUAAUCAUUAUUGUGUCUAGAUCCAAGUGCAAAUAUUUUGUCUUCUCUGUAUUUGAUACAGAGGCGUGUACCUUUUCAUGAAAUGUAUAUUGUUGAUCUCAUGGGAUGGAUGGAUUGUGUAUACUGUCUGUUGUGUAAAACCAUGUCUGUUGUUUCCUCAUGAGAGAGAUGUAUUUACUAUUUGUCCCUUUUGAACAAUUGGUCCAACAUGUCUUUUGAAACAGAGGUAUUUCUCUACAGGUCAGAACAGUUGUAGCAGUUUAUACAGUAUGUUGUAUAACAUCUUUUUUCUAAAAGUUGUCUCUAAAGUGAGACCAGCAGCAUACACUAUGUACAUUAGUCUAAAUUGGAUUAGUUUUCAAAGAACUGAUGAUAGAGAUACUAUAUAUGAUGGAUGCAAUAUGAUAAAGGUACUCAUGAGUUUGAUCUACAAACUUAGGUUAUGUAAUUUAAAAGCAUUCUUGUGAAGUGAGUAUUAAUUGUGACUAAUGAGAGUCUGUCCUGAAUAUUCUUUGUAUUUUGCCGUAUUGAGAAUAAAAUAUAUAUGGAUAUGUUUAAA
Molecule: messenger RNA, 7589 nt
Organism: Labrus bergylta (ballan wrasse)
Lineage: Eukaryota; Metazoa; Chordata; Actinopteri; Labriformes; Labridae
Gene: aff4
Product: AF4/FMR2 family, member 4
Biological process (GO): regulation of gene expression
Cellular component (GO): nucleus; super elongation complex
Source: RefSeq, a predicted model, not a curated record